CACACACACAGGCCACCACACAAAGAACAGGAUCACAUCAGCCUGACAUGCACAGAUGAAGGCAAAUAUACAGGGAACCCCAUUCUGUGAGGAGGGGAGCAGCUGACACAGCACCAUGCCUCCUGUGCCUCUGGAAGAACGCACAGCUUCCCUCCCUCGUCCUCAAUCGCUUCCCCUACGAGCCAUGCCCCAUGCUUGUCUUGCUCCUGAGGUGAGAGGUCUCCAACCAGGACACAGAGCUCCGUCCCAUGCCGACCUCACCAUACCUGGGCCUUUACCGCUCCUUCCACCUGUACGCUGGCCCAGAGAGAACUUCACCCGACGAAGGGUUUCUCCUCCAUCUCCAUCAUCUCACUCCCCGUCCUGUUUUCGCUGGGCUCUUCACCCAUUAAAAUGUGGCUGUCGAGGUUGUUGGCGCCUCCUUCGUCCUCCCAAGAAAUCUGUAGGCUCAUCUUGCAGCUGUGACCCUAUUGUGACCUUCGAUCCACAAUUUGUGGGAGGGUCAAGGGUCAGCUACGAUGAAGAUGAUGAUUACAGUGUCCGGGCCAUUUGGCCAGAUGAGCUGGCAAGGAAGAUGUCGAGAACUCAUGGAUGUACACUAGGGAGAGCACCACUGCUACUAGAUUGCAGGGGACUGGAGAAAAUGGAGGAAUCGCUGCCUGCUCCUCCCCCUGUAUCCUCUACUCUCCCUCCAUCUCCAGUUGGGGGAUCAAACCGAAGGUUGCACAGCCUGUAUCUUCUGCUAGAGCCACUAAGUGAAAAUGAUGGUGUCGGAAAUGGAAAAGCCUCAGUUGAACCUCCAGUUGAAGAGAGCAUCACACCAGUAGAAAUUCCCCCUGCGCUACUGUUAUCGCCUGACCUGGAAAAGGCUGAACUGAGCCUCAUUCUUCCUUUUCUCUUCCUGGGAAAUGAGAAAGAUGCCCAGGACCUGGGGCGUAUGGUCACCCUAAACAUAGGACAUGUCCUUAAUGUUACCACUCACCUCCCACUGUAUCAUGCAGAGUCCGGGGGACUGCGAUACAAGAGACUGCCAGCCACAGACAACAGUAAGCAAGACCUCAGACAGUACUUUGAGGAAGCUUUUGAGUUCAUAGAAGAGGCUCAACAGCAAGGCAAGGGGGUGCUUAUUCACUGCCAGGCAGGGGUCUCUAGGUCUGCCACGGUUGUCAUUGCAUACCUCAUGAAGCACACGUUGAUGACAGUGGGCGAUGCCUAUAAGUUUGUGAAGGGAAAACGUCCAAUUAUCUCGCCAAACCUGAACUUUAUGGGGCAGCUCCUUGAGUUUGAAUCAGACUUGAAUGCUGGUGUCACCCCACGAAUCCUUGUCCCUAAACUGAGGGGUGUAGAGACAGACGUUUGAUGCAAAAGAAGUAGGAAAAAGAAGAUGGGGGAUGAAGUGUUGAAGAAGAAAAAAGAAAGAGGAGAAAGAAAAAUGGGACAAUGGUGUAAAGGGCUUUAAAAGCUUGAGUAUUUAUUUCUCAGUCUGAUAAGUCAUUCAGAUCCACACUAAUCUGUAUAGAAUUGUCAUACACAACGUGGAAGCCCUUUCAACAAUAAAGUGCAACCCCCGGGUUUCUUUCCAAUGUGACCCAUAGUCUCAGAUUCCAUUUAAAAGGAACCUCAACUUCAGACUUUACCAAUAUGGCUCCAACCCCAAUAUGGCUACCACUCAACAGGGUGCUCAUUCUCAGCUUCUUACAGAAUAGGAUGUCCUCCUUCAAAAAUUGUUCAUAAGAAGACUAGAACUUUAGGCUCAUCCACACCAUGGCUCAGAACCUUUAGACUUGGUCACCAUAUGACGCACAACUUCCAGACUCUGUAAAACCACAGCAUGCAACCUCUACGCUCCAUUACAACAAGGGCCACAACCACUACAUUCCAUUACAGCGUGGUUUACAAACUUUUAACUCCAUUACAACAUGUCACAUAACCUAUAAACUCCAUCACAACAGGCCCCACUUACUUUUAACUCCUUUACACCAUGGUCCACUUAUUAACUCUGUCACACCAAGGUUCACAACCUUUAGACUCCAUCACAAUAGGGUCCAUAACCUCUAUACUUUAUAAUGAAAUUGCUAAAAAACUGUUGGACUUCAUCAAAACAUGGCCAAAAACUUCCAGACUCUAUUACAAUAUGGAUCACAACCUCUAGACUCUACAACAAUAUGACUCAAAUCCUGUAGACUCCAUCACAAAAAAAUAACCAUCGCCGCUAGAUUCAAUCACAGCAGUGCACACAACCACUCCACUCUUCAUAACACCAUAACCCUCAUCCUACAGACUCCAUCACAACUUGGUGCACAACCUCUAAACGCUGUCACAAUAUUGCUCAGAACUUUUAGACUCCAUCACAACAGGAUCCACAUACUCAAUCACAACAUAGUCCAGAUACUCUAGAACCCAGCACAAUAUAUUCCACAACCUCUAGACUAUGUUACAAUAGGGCAAACAAUCUCUAGACUAUGUUAUAACAGGGCCCACAAACUCAAGACUACACCACAAGCCACAGACUACCCUAUAACUGUUCACUUAAUAUCACACUACAGUAUCUUUAUCCACAGCUUCCCACAAUAGAUUUUUUACCUUUGAUUUUUCCUCAGAACUAGGUCCAAAAAUCUCAUUCUUCGCAAUUACUGGGCCCACAAUCCAGAGAAUCCACUACAAUAGGUCCCUUAUUCCACAGUAUAUACAUCAACCAAUUCUCCAACAUGGCAUACCAUACCAUCCAACAACAAGACAAGAAUAGUCACUUUCUCCCUGGCAUAUACUAUCAGGCUCUCCCAUUAAAUAAUAUAGUGAUCAAAACUUCUCAAUAUCAGGUCCAUCACCAGAUACUAAAUUACAAUAGGUCCUGUACCUCUAUAUUCCUGAGCAAUUCUUUCAGAAUAACCCAUCCUUCCUUAAAGGGACACUAAACCCAUUUUUUUUUCUUUAAUGAUCCAUAUAGGGCAUGACAUUUUAAGCAACUUUCUACUUUACUCCUAUUAUAGUUUUUUCUUCGUUCUCUUGCUAUCUUUAUUUCAAAAUCAGGAAUGUGAUGCAUAGGGCCCGGCCCAUUUUUG
Molecule: messenger RNA, 3062 nt
Organism: Bombina bombina (fire-bellied toad)
Lineage: Eukaryota; Metazoa; Chordata; Amphibia; Anura; Bombinatoridae
Product: dual specificity protein phosphatase 5
Exons: 4
Coding region: 116-1360 (414 amino acids)
Biological process (GO): protein dephosphorylation; negative regulation of JUN kinase activity
Cellular component (GO): cytoplasm; cytosol
Molecular function (GO): MAP kinase tyrosine/serine/threonine phosphatase activity; protein tyrosine/threonine phosphatase activity
Source: RefSeq, a predicted model, not a curated record